AUGUCUCUCGCAGCCUCCCGCCAAGUGCUGCGGCACUCGACUUUUGCCGUCCGUCGCGCCGGCAUCCGCAAUGCGUCGUCCACGUCCGAAGCUGCUGGCGCCGCGAAGGAGAAGACUGCCGAGGCAUCGUCGAAGGCAUCGGAGGGUUUGACCCGCGUCACCUCCUCGGCCAGUUCUGCUGCGAGCAAGGUCGGAAGCGCGGCUACCAAUGCGGCAAACAAGGUUGGGGGACGGACGGGAAGGCUCAUCGGGAGCGUGCAAGCUAUGAUCCCGCGUGUCAUCUACUACUCAAGAGUCGGUCUUGAGCUUGGCAAGCUCGUCGCUCAUCAGCGAGGCAUGGCACCACCUAACAUGGCCACCAUCCAGCAGUACCUCCAGCCCGUGACCAACGCACUCAAGAACCCCACAAGCCUACUCAACGCCGGUGCGCGCACCGCCGAAUCCAGCUCCGCACAGCCCGUUAACGUCCUCAACCGUGUAAGGGGAUUCUCUCAACAACAGUGGAUUUCCGCUGGUAUUGUCGCUGCUGAGGUUGUUGGUUUCUUCUCCGUUGGCGAGAUGAUCGGCCGUUUCAAGCUCGUUGGCUACCGCGCCAAGGAGGCACACCACUAG
Molecule: messenger RNA, 612 nt
Organism: Didymosphaeria variabile
Lineage: Eukaryota; Fungi; Ascomycota; Dothideomycetes; Pleosporales; Didymosphaeriaceae
Gene: ATP20
Product: ATP synthase subunit G atp20
Exons: 3
Coding region: 1-612 (203 amino acids)
Biological process (GO): proton motive force-driven ATP synthesis
Molecular function (GO): proton transmembrane transporter activity
Source: RefSeq, a predicted model, not a curated record